Molecule: messenger RNA, 2337 nt
Organism: Lutzomyia longipalpis
Lineage: Eukaryota; Metazoa; Arthropoda; Insecta; Diptera; Psychodidae
Exons: 5
Coding region: 430-1374 (314 amino acids)
Biological process (GO): lipid metabolic process
Cellular component (GO): membrane
Molecular function (GO): oxidoreductase activity, acting on the CH-CH group of donors
Source: RefSeq, a predicted model, not a curated record
UAGUUCAGCGACAGCCGUGGCUUCGGGUGCACACAUUUCUUGCGCACUACUCGCGAUUUGCUGUGAAAGUCAUCAGGAGAAAAGUGCCCCAUUCAUACACAUAUUAGUUUGGAGAAAAAAAAUUCUCUUUGCGUGAAGGAAUUUUUUCUUUUAAUUUUAUUCUAAAUUCUGUGUUCGACUAAAAGCUCUCUCCCUCCUUAACCUGUGAUCUUUGGGUGCAUUCUCUUCCUGUGGAAAACAGAAUAUCUCUUCGAUUGUUGCAUUUUUGGAAGUCGUGCCAAAUUUUUCUGUGGCAAGUCAUCCGAGGCAAAUUACCUCCCUCCUCCCUCACCAGUAUGGAGCAUCAAUGUGAAUUUACGGCCAAAAACAUCCACCCCUGCUGAGUGGGUGUGUGUGUGCAGGAAAAGAGUGCAAAGAACCCCCCACAAUAUGGCUAUUCAGGUCCUCGACUACGACCACUUUGCCAUAAGUGCAAUCGUCACGGUUGCCAUGCAGAUCAUCUUCUUCAUCAUCGCAGCAACAUUCCAGCUGGAUAAACUCACGGACUUUGCCGGUGGGGUGAACUUCAUCAUUGUUGCCCUCCUCACGUUCUUCCUGGGGCAAAUUGAUCGUACCAUGAAGGCCUACGAUAGUCGUCAGCUGAUGGUGACUGUGUUCGUUUGCAUCUGGGGUGCAAGGCUGUCCGGCUACCUCCUGUAUCGCAUCGUUAAAAUCGGCAGGGAUAAGCAGUUUGAGGAUACAAAACGCAAUGUUAUUCGUUUCGCCGUCUUCUGGACCUUCCAGGCCGUGUGGGUGUUUGUUGUGUCUCUCCCUGUGAUAAUUAUAAAUUCACCGCGGCAUUCUCAGCCAAAAGCUCCGCGGACAAUGACGACCCUGGAUUCGGCCGGUACGGGUAUGUUUACGGUGGGUCUACUGGCUGAGACGUAUGCUGACCUCCAGAAGUUCAGCUUUCGCCAAGAUCCGGCGAAUCAGGGAAAAUUCUGCAAUGAUGGUCUGUGGCGUCUUUCGCGGCAUCCAAACUACUUCGGGGAAAUCGUCAUUUGGUGGGGUAUCUUUGUCAUCUCGAUUAAUGUGAUUGAUGGCCUCGAAUGGGUCGCCAUCCUAUCGCCCAUCUUCACCACCUUUAUCAUUCUCUUCCUGUCUGGAAUCCCCCUCCGUGAGAGAUCCUCAGACAACAAAUACCGAGACAACAUUGAGUACCGGAAAUACAAAGCUUCCACCUCACCACUCAUCCCCAUCCCACCGGCUGUCUACAGCGAAGUCCCGCGUGCCCUCAAGUUCAUCCUGUGCUGCGAAUUUCCCCUCUACGACAGCCUGGACAUCCACACGGAGGAAAUGCCGUACGCCAUUUCACUCGCCCACUCCCACACAUAGCAAUCAAUGCCCGGACCCAGCUCACAGCAUCACAGAGCUUCUGGGUCCGGGCAUCAGCGUAGCGCCACCGCAGCCACAUCCUCAUCCGCGUCGACGGUGCACGAGGAUCAGGAGACAAAGCAGUACGUCGUGUCGGCCACUGCAACUCACUGCAUUCCCGGAGCCACGGGCAGCUCCACCAUCACCACCAUUCUGUGAUUCCGCCACGCAGGAGGUGGCCUGGCCAUGGGAUGCUCAGUGCGUGGAUGGUAAUUAAACAAAACAUACAUAAAUAUAUUUUUUUAAAGGUAGCAAAAGAUGAAUUUAAUUAAGAUUUAUGCGGAGGUUGCUGAAUUUUGUUCGUUAUGCUCAAAACUCUCCAAAUUCUAUGCUCAAAACUUGAUCUAUCUUUCGCUCAAAGGGUUGAGAAUGAAGUUUCUAGAAAAAUAUUUCUUUUAUAGAAAAACAUUUCUUUUAUUUCUUAAAGAGAAAGACUUGCUUGAGGAAUCUUAAUUUUGUGAAAAUUCAGCUGAUAUUUUUAACAAAAAGAAAAUUAAAGACAAGAAAUUUCUUUAAAAAAUCGCUUUUAUUCACUAAAAGGUUGAUCUAUUUCACCAAAAAUAUUUUUUAAAAACAUUUUUUUUUACUUUUUUCACAAAACAAUUUUUUAGACAAUUUUUUUUUCAAAGAUUUAACAUUUUAAAUUCAUAUCAAAGUGCACAAAAAUGUAUUUCUUUAAAUAUCCUUUUAAAUCCGUUUAAUAAAAGGAAAAAUAUUUGAAAAAAAAAACUUUUUUUAAUUACUAAAAAAAUAUAAAACUAUUAAGAAAAAACUUUAGCAAAUUAUUAGAAAAUAAGUUAGUUUGUUACCUAUAAUUUAGCCCAUCAACAGUGUUGAAUAAAUAAAUUUAUUAUGUAGAAGAUUUAAUAUAAAUUCUAGUUUUAGAAUAAUUUUGCUACCCACUGAAGAACAAAAUAUUUGCAA